Penaeus chinensis is the source of this 489-nucleotide messenger RNA. RefSeq lists its product as uncharacterized. Lineage: Eukaryota; Metazoa; Arthropoda; Malacostraca; Decapoda; Penaeidae. The record is from RefSeq and is a predicted model, not a curated record. Bases 1 to 471 code for a protein of 156 amino acids. The transcript is spliced from 2 exons.
AUGUUGUUCAUAUCGCUCGGCCACAUACAAGGCUCGUCUUCGAGCCGUCUGCAACGCUUGAAACAAUGCAGUAGCUGUGAUCCGAUGGUCGCUAGGGUCGUGGCGUGCCAGAGUAGCAGGUGUGGCGGAGGUUUCGCAGAGGUGCAACGUUCAGUAGCGAAGAGGGUCAAUCGUCUUCAGAGGCUGAAAUACAAAUGUACCAGACAAGUGAUGAAUCAACAUUUCCACAUCGAUGCAGUAAUUCAGAGCCAGUCGAGGCGGGCGCCCUGGCCACGAGACUUGAGGCCAAACCGGCGCUCCACCAAAACAACUGCAAUGAGGGUCCAUACUGGAAAUUGCAAGAGAGUGACCCUUUCAGCCUUAUUCAAAGCCCAUUCCGCGCUUCCAUCCCUUCAAGACGCCAUGUUGUUGCAUGCCCAGAUGUCUUCCUCUUCGUCCGCCUUUCGUGCUCGAUUCAGGUAUUCUGGAUAAAUCUUUUUGGAAUGUUUG